CCAAAAAAUGUCAACUAUUAGCAAAUGAUGUCGGACCGACCGAACCUGCAGCGCACGCUGCUGCUGGCCAGCGACUGCCCCGCCAGUUGCCUCAAUGGGGUACCCGUGAUGCUCGGCAUCGACGAGGCUGGUCGUGGUCCGGUCAUGGGUCCCAUGGUCUACGGCGCUGCGUAUUGGCCCGUAGCUGACAACGACGCCAUGAGCGCGUUGGGCUUCGACGACUCCAAGGCGCUGAGCGCAGAGAGUCGAGCGCAAUUGUUCGAGAAGAUGCAGUCCACCGAGGGUCUCGGGUGGAUCGUUCGCUUGAUCUCGGCCGCCGAGAUCUCGGACAAGAUGCAGCGCCAGACCAGCAACCUGAACGAAAUGUCGCGUGACGCAGCCAUUCAGCUUAUUAACGAAGUGCAAAAGAAGGGAGCUGUGGUGAAGAAAGUGUUUGUGGACACAGUGGGCGACCCUCGUUGGUACCAGACCUUCCUGACCAAACAUUUCAAUGGAACCAUCGAGUUCCGCGUCGAAAAGAAGGCCGACAGUCUUUUCAAGGUGGUGAGUGCUGCGAGUAUUGCGGCCAAGGUGACGCGCGACCGCGUGAUCACCGACUGGAUGUGGGAGAGCCCUGCACUUGAACUCCCAACGGACUUUGGCUCCGGGUAUCCCAGCGACCCAAAGACUAAGGCAUGGUUGGCGACCCACGUGGACCAAGUGUUCGUGUUCCCCAACAUUAUUCGCUUCAGCUGGGGCACUGUUGAGCCGUUUAUUGAGAAGGCUGUCAAGGUCGAGUGGCCCCAUGGGAAAGAUCUCGAGAAGGCUAAUGCCCCGACCGGCACUCAGUCCAUCACGUCGUUCCUUGCCAAGCCUGUGCAAAAAGCAAAACCUGCCACACGCGCUGCCUUCUUCACACAGAGAAACAUGCAAGACGUAACCGACUUCUAGGCAAAUAGGUACAUGCAAAAAAAUGAGUCACAUUCUCGUGGCAAAACCGCCCCAUUUUUUCUUCACUCUUCUUCAUACAAAAACCAAGUCCU
Molecule: messenger RNA, 1022 nt
Organism: Phytophthora nicotianae INRA-310
Lineage: Eukaryota; Oomycota; Peronosporomycetes; Peronosporales; Peronosporaceae
Product: ribonuclease HII
Exons: 5
Coding region: 25-930 (301 amino acids)
Biological process (GO): mismatch repair; DNA replication, removal of RNA primer
Cellular component (GO): ribonuclease H2 complex
Molecular function (GO): RNA-DNA hybrid ribonuclease activity; RNA binding
Source: RefSeq, a predicted model, not a curated record